AUGUCGUCGGUUGUAGAGAAGAAGCCGCCGUCGGCGAAACGCAAGUAUCUGUUCUUGAGGCAUCGCGUUCGGACGACGCAUAUGACGACGAAGGCGUCGCGACGGACUGGCUCCGUGUGCUCGUCGAAUGGAGACGUUGUAAGUGCUGAAAUUGCCGGAUGGCUUAAUAAAUGGACGAAUUAUAUUCGCGGAUAUCGGCAGAGGUGGUUCGUUCUCGAUUCGAAUGCGGUUCUCAGCUAUUAUCGGUGA
Molecule: messenger RNA, 249 nt
Organism: Caenorhabditis bovis
Lineage: Eukaryota; Metazoa; Nematoda; Chromadorea; Rhabditida; Rhabditidae
Source: the annotation of a GenBank genome assembly